CAAGACCUUUCAAUAUCUACCAAGACUCUACCAAGACCUUUCAACAUCUGCAUCUCCGCGAUCCAUCACCUUAAUCGUCCAUUUUUCGAUCCCACGCGCAUUGACACUCGUCGUCGUCAACAUCUACAAACCCUUCUUCGAAUAUCCAACUCAACCAACACCAGCUUCAAACUCCCUCUUCGCGCAAACAUGUCCAACCAAAACUAUUAUGGCGGCGGUGCCCCUCCUCAACAACAGUACGGCGGCCAACAGCCAUAUGGCCAACCUCAAUACCCCCAGCAACCACAACAAUCCUAUGGCCCACCACAGGGCGGCGGCUACUAUCAACAGCCACCUCCAAUGCAAUACCCACCCCAGCAACAGUACCAGCAGGGUCCUCCUCCAAAGAAGAGCAGCGGGGGCGGCGCAGGAAAGGGUUGCUUGGCAGGUCUGUUCGCCGCGCUCUGCUGUUGCUGCGUGUGCGAGGAGGGAUGCGAGGCCUGCGCUGACUGCGCUGAGUGCGCCGAGGGAUGCUGCUAAAUAAUACCCCAUGGCCGAGAUGGUGGACGGUGAUAAGCUGCGGAUCUGUUUAUGUGAGGGCUGGCUGGGAAGUGGUGAGCCUUGGGGUGUAUAUGUAUUUUGACGCGCGGGAUAUUUGUACAAGGAGGGGGGGAGGCUGUGGAGUUUCAGUUAUUUCGCGCAAUGCGUUGGUUCGGACGGCGAAUUGGUCUGAGCAGAAUCCUUCAUUUAACAUCUCUUUAUGUCGAGACGUCUAAUUGAAUUGCAUGGCGACUUUGAAUACCUC
Messenger RNA from Pseudogymnoascus verrucosus, 784 nucleotides. RefSeq lists its product as uncharacterized. The record is from RefSeq and is a predicted model, not a curated record. NCBI's taxonomy places the organism in Eukaryota, Fungi, Ascomycota, Leotiomycetes, Thelebolales, Thelebolaceae. The transcript has 2 exons. Bases 190 to 519 code for a protein of 109 amino acids.